AUGGCAACUUAUCGUGGAGGCUUUUUGACUCGUUUAGCUGACAAGAGAGGAUAUUCUUCGCCAGACUCGAUCAAGAGCAGUGCGGGAAUAAAAGGGAGGGAUGUACGAAAACAAGAUCAAGAGAUCUAUAUCGUGAUUAACAAGACGUUAUCUAGAGCGGCUAUGAAUCUGAUUCUUUCCUAUUACGUUGCAAGGUUUUACACCGAGGAGGGACAUCACGACAUCAACCGAUAUCGCCUGACUUGUGCUGUAGCCGGUAUCAUAGGUAAUAGUUGCGAUUAUAACGCCAUAACCCCGUGGCAAAACAUGAAGAACGCUUUUAAGACGACAGGAAUCAAUCUAAUAAUAAAUCCGAUAACAUUUAGAGAGUUCAGGGUCCAUGCAGAUCAAGACGAACGGUUAAGGGAGUUCCUCGCAAAUUGGGAAGAUGACCAAGGCUACAUGUUAGGAUCUACCCAACUUCCGCUGAUUUAUGCCGGGGCUAUUAUAUUGGCUAUGUUUGAAAACUUAAACACUAAUAACUACAUUCCAUGGUUCAAAAAGAGAAUAGAAACAUUUGCUGGAACACUAGGAGAUGAUUAUACUCCUCAGAACACCAGUGAUGGAACUUUACCAGAGCUAUUCCAACUCCAACGUCUCCAAGGGAUGGCCUCUGCAUACCAUGAGAUGAAAAAGCGCUUCUACUUUGAGAUUGUGGCCAUUGGCCAACAACCAACAACCGAUUGUGCACUGGUGUUUGCAGAGACUCCGUUGUUGAGAGGAUUGAAAGAACGAUACGCGGCUGCUAUUAAAGAACUCAAGAAAUACAAGAAAGAAGACAUGAUGUACGUUAAAAUCUUAGCCACUAAGGAUGAUUGCGCGAUGCUCAACGGAAGGGUGUUCUCACAAGCUACAAUCGUAGCUAGUGCCAUCGCACAAUUCGUCAAUUCAACAUAUAAAAGCUAUAAUCAGAGUAGUAGCGAGUCGAGUUUAAGAACUCGCAGUAUCAUUACAAACUAUCUCAUCAACAGGACAAGCUUGUCGGCUCUCGCAGCUGGUGAAAACGAUAUGGAGAAUAUGGGCCCAACUGAAAAAUAA
This is a messenger RNA of Phaedon cochleariae (mustard beetle), 1077 nucleotides long. NCBI's taxonomy places the organism in Eukaryota, Metazoa, Arthropoda, Insecta, Coleoptera, Chrysomelidae. The record is from the annotation of a GenBank genome assembly.